Molecule: messenger RNA, 3537 nt
Organism: Aspergillus pseudonomiae
Lineage: Eukaryota; Fungi; Ascomycota; Eurotiomycetes; Eurotiales; Aspergillaceae
Exons: 4
Coding region: 1-3537 (1178 amino acids)
Biological process (GO): nucleoside metabolic process
Molecular function (GO): catalytic activity; protein binding
Source: RefSeq, a predicted model, not a curated record
AUGGGUCACUCAUUACCGCAACUGGACAAUUCAGAGUAUGCCGUCGGCUGGAUCGCUGCUUUGCCUCAUGAAAGAGCAGCUGCCAAGGCAAUGCUUGAUACAGUGCAUGCGCCGCCGCGGUACAAACAUGCCAAAGAUCAUAAUAGCUAUAUGCUAGGUUCUAUAAAUGGCCCAAAUGGGGAACAUAACGUGGUUAUUGCCAGUCUUCCAUCCGGUCGAUAUGGAACCGUCACUGCGGCUAUGUCUGCUAAGCAGAUGCUUUCUAGUUUUCCCAGUAUCAAGUUCGGGCUAAUGGUUGGCAUUGGUGGUGGUAUUCCGAGUGAGGAUCAUGACAUCCGCCUGGGCGAUGUUUUGGUUAGUCAACCAACAGGCGCCUUCGGAGGCGUACGACAAUAUGAUUGCGGCAAGGUCACUGCGCAUAGGUUCGAAGAGUGUGGUGCACUGAACUGCCCUCCUGAGGCCCUUCUCAAUGCGAUGGGUGAGCUGCAAAGCAACCAUGAAAUGAUGGGAGGCACAUCCAUACCCGACAUACUGGAGUCUAUGUACACAGCUUAUCCAGCAAUGGCAGACUCACGCAGAGGACCAGGAUAUAUUUACCAGGGUGCGAACUAUGAUCGAUUGUUCUACUCUGAUUGUAUACAUAAGAAUGGCACAAAAGAUUGUGGUGGGUGUGAUCCUGAGAAAGAAAUCAAACGGCCUGAACGACUGGACCAGGAUCCUUGCAUCCACUAUGGCACUAUCGCAUCAGGUAAUAAAGUAAUCAAGGAUGCGAAGGUGCGUGAUUUGCUAGCAAAGAACUGCCUUUGCUUUGAAAUGGAAGCCGCGGGGUUGAUGAACCAAUUCCCAUGUCUCGUCAUUCGUGGAAUAUGUGACUAUUGUGAUACCCAUAAGAACGAUCGAUGGCAGAAGUAUGCUGCAGCUACUGCUGCUGCGUAUGCAAAAGAGCUUCUUCAGGUUACUGACGCCUCGGACAUCCAAAACACACCAGAAGCCCGCAGUAUUGUUAUGGAUAAUCUUUCGGAGAUCAAAACGAUCGUCAAGAGCCUCGCCCAAAAUCAGGAACAGAAGGACUUAUUCAGAUGGCUGUCACCACUCAGCCCCUCAGCCAGGCAUCUUGAAAAUCAAAAAAGACGGGCUGAAGAUACUGGAAGGUGGAUCUUUGAAGACCCAAACUUUCUCAAUUGGUCAUCAGAAAGGCCCGGUUUUCGAACCCUCUGCUGCUACGGCGACCCAGGCGCGGGAAAAACAAUCGUCUCGUCUAUCGUAAUCGACAGACUACGAGAGCUAAUGCCCCUUGGUUCAAUCGGACUAGCGUACCUUUAUGGCGAUUAUCGUGACCAGAGAGCACAGUCUGUAGAAAAUAUUCUUGGGGCAAUCGUGAAGCAAUUAUUAGCACACUUGUCCGAGACACCUCAGGGAAUCCUGGAGAUUUACGAAACACGCGUCAAGCAGGAGAAUCCCUUGAGUAUACCUGAUGCAGAAAGGUUUCUGGACAUUGCAUGUGAGCAAUUCAGCAGAGUCUACAUCUGCCUGGAUGCACUAGAUGAACUGCGGGACCAGAGGAGCCUCUUAAUAUCCUUGCAGGCCAGAUCAUCUUCAGUACAGCUAUAUAUUACUGGUCGGCCUCACGUUCAAGUACAAGUUGAGAGACAUCUGAAGGAGAAACGUGAGAUUCUCAUCGAAGCACAUGAUGACGAUAUUCGACGGUUCAUCGACCUUGAGAUUGGUGGACCGAACGAUAUUGAGCCGGACACCAUGGACGAGAAGCUGAGAAUGGACAUUCAGAACAAAGUUAUAGAGUCAGCUAAGGGCCUAUUCCUGUUGCCUGUUUUACAGGUUCAUGCUAUCUUGCAAGCUACAACGAUACGGCGUCGUGAGGAGGCCUUGAAAACAUUGCCGUCUGAUCUCGGGGAUGCUUUCGCGGGUACAAUGAUGCGAAUAGAGGAACAGCCAUGUGCACAAUCUGAGCAGGCAAGAAAGAUUCUUGCUUGGGUUUAUCUAGCAGAACGACCAGUUGCCAUCGAUGAGCUUCUGUGCUCACUUGCGAUCGAAGACAACGAUACAGCUUUCAACUUGAGAGGCAUACCUGUUAGAAGCACAUUGAUCAACUGUUGUCAUGGGUUAGUGCUGAUUGAUCAGGAAACUUCCACUGUACGGUUGGUUCACUAUUCUUUUCAAGAAUACCUCUGUCAGCAAGACCAGUUAUUUGGGGUCAGCAAAGUACAGUGGCACAAUCAAAUUGCACGGACAUGCCUUACUUUCCUAAGCUUCCCUUCAACGAGUACAGAAGAUAAUAGUAUGACAACCGCUCUUAUGCCUUACGCUGCUACCAAAUGGGGUCACCACCUUCGGAAGAGUGAACACCUGCAGGACGCACCGUUGGAACUUGCCCGCGAAUAUCUCCGCACCGUGUCAACUCAUAAUAGGGCAGGCCUGCAUUUAUUAUACCGAGAAAUGUACGAAGCUCAGUACAACGACAAUGAGUUGUGCCUUGUGGCCUUCCCUGCUCAUAUAGCAGCUUUCUUUGGUAUUUAUGCGCUUGUACUUCAUCUAUGCUUGACAGAAAAUGAAGUAGACUUGAGGGAUAUUAAAGGCCAAACACCAUUAUCAUGGGCUGCGAGGCGGGGCCACAAGGUUGUGGCCAAGCUACUGAUCGAGAAUGGUGCUGCAUUAGACCCUCAAGAUGAUGCUGGUAGGACACCGCUGUUACUGGCAUUAGACUCCAGACACGAAGCAGUAGCUUUGUUACUCAUCGAAAAUGGUGCAGCAGUUGAUGCGGCGGACAAGUUCAACAAUGCAGCACUGUCAAUGGCUGCCCAAAGCAGAUGUGAAGCAGUAGUAAAACUAUUAAUUGAAAAGGGUGCUUCAAUGAACACCAAAAAUCAGUCUGGUCGAACACCUCUCUCGCUCGCUGUACUAGGUGGCUUCAAGGAGAUUGUUAAGCUGCUUCUUGACAAUGGCGCCGCAGUUGAGGCAACGGAUCGAUAUGGCCGGACACCACUUUUGUUUGCCGUAUCGAGUGGACUUGAGGAAAUUGUGAAGCUACUCCUAGACAAGGAGGUUAAUGUGGAGGCAUUUGACUAUAAGUAUGGCCGUACACCACUCAUUUGGGCUGCAGCGGAAGGAUAUGAGACCAUUGCGAGGCUACUGAUUGAGAAAGGCGCCGAAGUAAAUUCAGUAGAUUCUGGCUUUAGUUGGACACCACUUGCAUGGGCAGCAGUCAAUGGGUUUGAAGGAAUAUCAAGGCUACUCCUAGAGAACGGCGCCGAGAUGGAGUCCGUGGAAGUGAAUGGUUAUGGCCGGACGCCGUUACUGUUGGCGUUGGAAGCCAGAAAUGAGCCGAUAGUCAAGCUUUUGGUUGGAAAGCUUGCUGACGUAGAGUCGAAUACUCUACGACGCACUGAGCUGGUGUUAUGUGUUGAAGAGAAGGGACUCGAUGCCUUGAUGGACCUUCUGGGAUUCACGACUGACCACCGUGGUCAUCGGUCGAAACGAAAGCCAAAUGCCAAUGAUCCGAUCCAUCUGUACUUUGAUUAG